Messenger RNA from Harpegnathos saltator (Jerdon's jumping ant), 3063 nucleotides. RefSeq names its product Wnt family member 1 wingless (gene wg). NCBI's taxonomy places the organism in Eukaryota, Metazoa, Arthropoda, Insecta, Hymenoptera, Formicidae. The transcript has 4 exons. The record is from RefSeq and is a predicted model, not a curated record. Gene Ontology annotation, cellular component: extracellular region. Gene Ontology annotation, biological process: canonical Wnt signaling pathway; multicellular organism development; neuron differentiation. Bases 1144 to 2346 code for a protein of 400 amino acids. Gene Ontology annotation, molecular function: cytokine activity; frizzled binding.
AGCAAACGUCCACCAUCGAGGACCUCCCUGUCGAGGAAGCAGAGAGUUGGAAAGGACGGUCGACGGACGAACGAAACGGAAGGUGCGGAGCGUGGCGCGCGUGAGCGUACGAGCCACCCCUGACAGAUUAUAGACGAGAGAGACGGUGGCGUUGUCGAGUCUACUUGGGGCUUGACUCACCCGGUUCUUAGCUGCUCGGCCACACAGCUGGAACCACACAGCAGCCUCCACCACCAGGAAGAAGUGGCUGGCAGGUAUAAAACGCUCCCGAGGCGCAGCUUCCGUGAGUGAACGAUUGUGUCUUUUUUCCAUCGUUGAUCGUUCGUUCACUCGCACGUACGUUCUUCAGGGGUAACACCCACCCUUCGAGGGUAGCCUAUCGGGGGGUUGGGCUCGUAGUCGAGACGAAUCAGUCGCUCGGCCAUAGUGAGCAACGGUAGCCCAAACGUCGUGGUGUUUGUCGUGAGGUCAGUCGUGACGACACGUUGACACGUCGCGCUGUAACAUCCACUCGCCGACUCGUUCUUACGAGAUAGUCAGCUCACGACAGCCGGCUCUGCAGGACAGUGCGCGCGGAAGUGCCCGCAGAAGGACGAUACGUCUGUCUACGUACGAUAACGUCUGUCGGUCGUCUUUCGACACGCUUCGCCGAACGCUCCGACUUCGGGGUGACGCCGCGGUGAUCAGUGACCGUUAUCGAGGCACCCCGGAAGGAUCGCGCUUAAUCCCAGGACGAUCUUAUCGGCCGAUUAGCGUCGGGGUCAUGCGCACGACCCCGUGAGUGCGAUUCGAAGGAUCGAGUUCGCAUCGACGGCGUCGGGAGGAAGAGAGAAAGGCGCAGGAAAAGAAAGAGGAACAGAGAGAGAGAGAGAGAGAGAGAGAGAGAGAGAGAGAGAGAGAGAAAGACGCGGGGUUCCGCGCGAGAUGUUUGUUCAGUGAUAGUUGGUGCGCACGGUGCUCCCGAUCGCGAGGAUAAAGGACGAGAGAGAAAGGAUUUACGAGAACGCGGAGAAGGAGAAGAGGAAGAGGAGGAGGAGGAGGAGAAGGAGGAGGAAGAGGAGGAGAAAGAAGAGGAGGAGGAAGUGGAGGAGGUGGUGGAGGACACUACCGGGUUCGAGACACGCGAGACACACGCCGUAGAAGAUGAGGCUCUUGGUGUUGUUGGCCGCGCUCUCGGUGACGGUGCACGUGUCGCGGGCGGAGAUCACCAGGAACAAGAAUCGCGGCAGGGGAUCCAUGUGGUGGGGUAUAGCUAAAGCCGGCGAGCCCAACAAUUUUCUGCCAAUGUCAUCGGCUGCCCUGCCAAUAGAAUCGUCGUUUUAUGGAACUCUCAGGAGAAAACAGAGGCGAUUGGCUCGUGAAAAUCCGGGGGUACUGAUAGCGGUGGCCAAGGGCGCGAAUCAAGCCAUCGCCGAGUGUCAACAUCAGUUUCGCAAUCGACGGUGGAAUUGCUCGACGACGAAUUUCCUCAGGGGGAAAAAUCUCUUCGGCAAGAUCGUCGACAGGGGAUGCCGAGAGACCGCCUUCAUCUACGCCAUCACGAGCGCGGCUGUGACUCACAGCAUCUCGAGGUCAUGCAGCGAGGGCAGCAUACAGUCGUGUUCCUGCGACUAUACUCACCAAUCAGGCACAUCAUCCGCCAUUAAGGACUGGGAAUGGGGCGGUUGCUCGGACAACAUCGGCUACGGCUUCAAAUUCUCUCGCGAAUUCGUCGAUACCGGCGAGCGCGGUCGGAAUCUCCGCGAGAAGAUGAAUCUGCAUAACAACGAGGCCGGCAGAGCGCACGUGUCCUCGGAGAUGCGGCAGGAGUGCAAGUGCCACGGCAUGUCGGGCUCGUGCACGGUCAAGACUUGCUGGAUGCGGCUGCCGAAUUUCCGGGUGGUCGGUGACAACUUGAAGGACCGUUUCGACGGCGCCUCUCGGGUGAUGCUCAGCAACUCGGACCGUACGCGCGGCAACGGCAACAGCAACACCAUCACCAGCAACUCCGCCAGCAACUCGGUGCACGGUCACCGCGAGGGUCCGCCUCGCCGGCACCGCUACAACUUCCAGCUGAAGCCGUUCAACCCGGAGCACAAGCCGCCCGGGCCGAAGGACCUGGUCUAUGUGGAGCCGUCGCCGGCGUUCUGCGAGAAGAACCCGAAGCUCGGCAUCUUGGGCACUCACGGCCGGGUCUGCAACGACACCAGCAUCGGCGUCGACGGCUGCGACCUCAUGUGCUGCGGCAGGGGCUACAAGACGCAGGAGUUGACGGUGAUCGAGAGGUGCGCGUGCACCUUCCACUGGUGCUGCGAGGUCAAGUGCCAAGUGUGCAGGACGAGAAAGAUAGUACACACAUGCCUGUAGAGGAGGAGCCCAGGCUCGCUUGGUCUCGCGAGUGACGCAGGAGUUGCGCAGGUGACGUGAGCUUUUACGGCAGAAACUGGGCUCGCUUGCGAGCUCUUGUGCUUUCGGCGAGACGUUACAAUCUCGCCGAAACGAAAGUGUAGCGAAACGGAACGGGCUCGAGGAACAACUCCACGUAAGGACAAGACUACGUUUCCGUUUCAGAAUCGAAAUGCCCCGGCGGUCUCCUUUUCGCUGACGCGCGAACGACCGAUCGGCGGUCUCGACCGACGCGAGAGGAUCUUCUAUCGCGCGACUCGCCGGACGGGGCCGAGAAGUCGUCCCGGCGACCCGCGCGUGGCCUCUCCUCGUCUCUCCAGUAUUACGCGAAACGAACGAAGGCGAGAGAGAAAUCACGUAUAUUUAUUAAUACGUCACGUCGCGCACGUACUAAAGACUGAGACGGUGGGAGAAGCGUUCGCGCGAUCGUGUAGUGUUCUAAGGCUUUUUUUUUUUUAAGGCAGACUGGAAGAUCGGGCGCGUGGAAGCGAUGUAAAUACGAGCGACUCGCGGACGAGAGUCCGUCGCCGACGAGGACUCGACCGUGUGGCCCGUUCAUGUCGGUCUGUGAAGUCGACCCGACGCAGCUGUGUCGCACGCACGUGUAACACAGGAGAAUCAUUUGAGGCUACUACAUUGUGUGUGUGUGCGUGCGUGCGUGCGUGCGUGCGUGCGUGU